Messenger RNA from Maniola jurtina (meadow brown), 1322 nucleotides. Its product is annotated as trafficking protein particle complex subunit 13. The record is from RefSeq and is a predicted model, not a curated record. Gene Ontology annotation, cellular component: TRAPPIII protein complex. NCBI's taxonomy places the organism in Eukaryota, Metazoa, Arthropoda, Insecta, Lepidoptera, Nymphalidae. The transcript has a single exon. The coding region runs from base 110 to 1318 and encodes 402 amino acids.
GUGUUGGUUGCUUUGUUUUUAGUCACAAAAAAAUAAGUGUAGAAUAAAUUCAUCAUUACUUCGUAAAUAGAUAGUUUAUUAAUUAAAUACGAUUAUAAAUUUCUUAAUAAUGGAUGGAAAAGAAGUUGUUGAACACUUAGUGGCUCUAAAAGUAAUGCGGCUGACAAAACCUGCAUUGAUUAGUCCCAAAAUUGUAACUUGUGACUUUAAGGAUUUACCAGGAAAUAUUUUGAACAACUAUUUAAAGGAUGAUGCUACAUCGGUCGUUCAAAUGGAGACACUGGCAGCUGGACAGUUCCUGUUGCUGCCUCAGAGUUUUGGCAAUAUAUAUUUAGGCGAGACAUUUUCGUGCUAUGUUUGUGUUCAUAAUGAAACAAACCAACCUGUUCAAAGUGUAUCUAUUAAAGCAGACCUACAAACGAGUUCAUACAGGAUCCCACUAACAACUCAACAGAAUUCAGCUCCUCUUAUGCUAGAUGUAGAUGAAACACUCAGCGAUGUUAUACACCAUGAAGUUAAGGAUCUAGGCACUCAUAUUUUAGUGUGUGAAGUAACUUACAUGUCUAAUUACAAUACGUUGGCUUCAUUUCGCAAAUUCUUUAAGUUUGAAGUCAUGAAACCUUUAGAUGUAAAAACUAAAUUUUAUAAUGCUGAGUCUGACGAUGUAUUUGUUGAAGCACAAGUGCAAAACAUUACUUCAGGGCCAAUCAUACUUGAGCAGGUUUCAUUAGAAAGCUCCCCUCAGUUCACUGUAAAGUCACUGAAUGAAGAUAGUGAUGGGUUAUCCGUAUUUGGGGAUGUAACGCUGCUACAAUCCCAAGAGAGUUGUCAGUAUUUAUAUUGCCUCACUCCUAAGGAUAACAUUUCAAGAGAUAUUAAAUUAAUUGCUGCAGCAAAGAAUAUUGGAAAACUGGAUAUUGUCUGGAGAUCUAACCUGGGAGAGAAAGGCAGAUUACAAACAAGUCAGCUAAAAAGGAUGACCACUGAUUAUGGAGAUAUCAGAGUAACAUAUGAAAACUUACCCAGCAAAGUACCUAUUGAUGAACCAUUCAAUUUCAAAUGUAAAAUAGUCAAUGCCAGUGAUAGAACUCUGGAUUUAAUAUUGAAACUUCGUUCACUACAAGAUUCUAGCCUGCUUUGGUGUGGUAUUUCAAAUAGAAAGUUGGGUCCACUGGAACCAGGAAAAGCCACAUUUAUUAAUUUAUCUGCCCUCCCAAUUAAUUCAGGUCUCCAUAAUAUAAGAGGGGUGUCAUUAGUAGAUUUAUUCUUGAAGAGGACUUAUGAUUAUGAUGAUUUAGCUUCUGUUUAUGUGUACUAACUAG